This is a messenger RNA of Nylanderia fulva, 2240 nucleotides long. Its product is annotated as maltase A3. Gene Ontology annotation, biological process: carbohydrate metabolic process. The record is from RefSeq and is a predicted model, not a curated record. Lineage: Eukaryota; Metazoa; Arthropoda; Insecta; Hymenoptera; Formicidae.
AUUAUUCUCAUCAUUUUUCAUCAUCCACGAUGUCGUGAACAGCCGUAUUGAAAAAAGUGUAAACAUUCAUAUAAAUAUAUUAAUCAAAUAUCGGGGGAUUGUGAUCGAGUAGGAAGUGUAAUUAAUUAAUUAACAAACUCCGAAGAAGACUCAAGGUCAAUGAAAAUCAUCGUCUAAUCGCAGAUUGAGGCUUUAUCAAAUUAAUGCGCCAUGUCAGCGCUUACACGCUACGUCGUAUUGAUAAGCGCUAUAGGAUUUUUGAUAAGCUGCGCGGAUAGCGAGGAGCUUGUGGAUGGGAGAAAAUGGUGGGAAACUACAUUGGUUUAUCAGAUUUGGCCUAGAGGAUUUCAGGACAGCGAUGGCGAUGGCGAAGGUGACCUGAAGGGUAUUAUUAGUCGACUCGAUUAUCUCCAGGAUCUUGGAAUCGAGACAAUUUGGUUAAAUCCUAUUUAUCCUUCGCCAUUGAUCGAUUCAGGAUUUGAUGUCUCUAAUUAUAAGGAUAUACAUCCUCUUUUCGGGGAUUUAGAUAUUUUUGAUGAUUUGAUACAACAAGCACACAAACGAGGAUUAAAAGUCAUUCUAGACAUUAUUCCGAAUCAUUCCAGCGAUCAACAUGAAUGGUUCAAAAAGUCGGUCAAAAAAAUCAAGCCAUACACUGACUAUUAUAUUUGGACCAAUGGCAGCAUCGACAAAAAUGGCAAAAAAAUUCCACCAAAUAACUGGAAUAGCACAUACAAUGAUAACGAAGAAUCUGCAUGGACGUGGCAUGAUGAAAGAAAACAAUGGUACUAUCACAAAUUUCAUUAUUCUCAACCAGACCUUAAUUUGAGAAACAAGAAAGUAAUCAAAGAAUUAAAGGACAUACUUGAUUUUUGGUUGAAAAGAAAGGUCGACGGUUUUCGAUUUAGUGCAGUACCGUAUUUCUUCGAAGACAAAGAUUUAAAAGACGAACCUGUUAAUAAAAAAGGCAUUUAUACCUUUGGUCUUCCCGAAAGUACUUCUCUUCUUUACGUAUUUCGUAAAUUUAUCGAUGAUUGGGUAUCGGCCAAUAAACAUACAUCAAAGUUGUUAAUAGCGGAAUCAUACGAUACUUCUGACGAUAAUUUACUGGAAUAUUAUGGAAAUAAAACGCACAAAGGAAUUCCACCUUUCAAUUUUAAAUUCAUUACAGACAUUAAGAAUAACAGUAAUGCUAAUUACAUUAAACGUAUCUUGAAUAAAUGGAUUAAACUUCUUCCAGAAAAUUCUAAUACUAAUUGGGUGCUUUCAAAUCACGAUAAUUCGAGAGCAGCCUCUCGAAUCGGACUCAAUCGAAUUGAUGGGCUUCACAUGCUUAGUUUGCUUUUGCCCGGACAAGCAUAUACAUAUUAUGGCGACGAAAUAGCCAUGUUAGAUACGAAGAUAAAUUGGAGCAAAACUAUCGAUCCCAUGGGAUGCGUUAGGGGGGAAAACGAGUAUGAAUAUUUCUCGAGAGAUCCAGCGAGAACUCCCAUGCAAUGGAAUUCCAAAACUUCAGCUGGUUUCUCAACGAAUAAAACUACGUAUCUCCCCGUUCAUCAAAAUUAUAAGUUGCAAAAUGUGGAGAGACAACUAAAUCAAAGCGCGAGUAAUUUGAAGACGUAUAAAGAUCUAGUGCUUUUGAGGAAAAGACCAGUUUAUAGGAGUGGAGAUUAUGAAUUAAGCUUGAAUGAUGCUCGCGUGUUGGUGUUAAAAAGGUUCUUGAGAAAUACAGAAGAAUUGAAUAUUAUUGUAGUUAAUCUGGGUCUGCGAUCAGAAAAGAUUAAUCUGACUUCUGUACAUCCUAAUUUAGAGGAAACUUUAUUCAUUAUUGUGGCUUCUAGCAAUGCAAUUCGCGACACAGAUUAUGUUCGACGGGAUAAUUAAUUAACAGCAAAUGCCGCACUUGUAUUAAGAGGACAACAAGUACAGACCUCAACUGAGCCAACUACCAGCACAACAAUAAGAAACAAUUCUACGACCUCAACUGAGCCAACUACCAGCACAACAAUAAGAAACAAUUCUACGAUCAGCACGACGGAAAAAGGAAAAGGAAAUUCCUCUGAACCACCUGUUUCAAGUACACCAGAUCCUAAUAAUGCAGUAUCGAGUUCUGCAUCUAUGUUUCAAAUCAUGAUAAGCGCUAUAAUUGUAAUAGUAUCGUAUAAACUUCAUAAAUAGUAUAGAAAAGAAAUAAGAAUUUGUACGAUAAAAAAUAAAAUUAUCUUUUAUAGUUAUCUAUA